AUGCAGAGCGUGUUGCAGUACCUCGGGGGCAGCCUGGGACCCGGCGUGGGCAGCAACAACCCGUGCGUGGUGCAGUGCCAGGGCGCCACGGGCAACACCUGGAGCGCUGCCAAGCCCUGGGGCUCCCCCUGCAUCCUCAACCACGAACAGAGGUUUUGCGCAUCCAACGUUUGCGUCCUGAAAAACGACUCCUACCUGGACUAUUGCCGGCAAAACUUCCAGACAUCCAAUCAACUUCUUGCCUUGAUACCCUACGCAUGUUCCCUGGAAUGUAUGGACGCCGUGACAGGAAUCGUGCUCAAGGUCAGGAUGAAUGAUGGAACACCAUGCUACGCAAACACUGGCUACAGGUAUCAAGGGGGCUAUUGCUACAGCGGAAGCUGCAGCAUUCUCACAUUUCCAUACGUGCGGCAGGGGGGACUGUCACAUCUGAACAUACUUGGUAGUGCGUUUGGAUGA
Messenger RNA from Ixodes scapularis (black-legged tick), 459 nucleotides. RefSeq lists its product as uncharacterized. Lineage: Eukaryota; Metazoa; Arthropoda; Arachnida; Ixodida; Ixodidae. The record is from RefSeq and is a predicted model, not a curated record. Bases 1 to 459 code for a protein of 152 amino acids. The transcript has 4 exons.